AUGGUAAACGUGCCAGAUUACGAUGAAACUCCAAAAACUUCAUUCACGUUGUUUUGUGAUACAAAACGUUUACAGAUAAAGGAACAACUGAGCACCGAAGAGUAUCUCAAAGUAUUCGUAUCGCUAUGGGAAAACACAAACCCGGAAGAAAAAGCGGUGUUCAAAAAGGAAGCUGCUCGACUUAAAGCGGCUCAAAAAAAAUUUUACGGUCAUAUCACCCGACCAGUCAAAGCAUUCGACAUUUGGUCCGCUGGAAAACGAACACAGAUAUCUGGUCAAGAUCCAACAGCUAGCGUGCGCGUCAUAAAAAGACGGAUGGAAAUUAUUUGGAAAAAUAUGAGCGGCAAGGAAAAACUUCCGUUUUAUGCUGAAGAAGAGUCUCAGAAAGCUGAUUUUAAGGCUGCCAUUGCAGCUGUGAAAAACGAGUUUAAAAACAACAAAGAAAUACCAAAAGCCAAACGCCCAAGAAACGCAUACAUGAUUUACUAUAAUAUUAAAAAAGAUGAGUUGUCUCAAGAUAACACUUCUAUCGAAAGUGGAACUAUGAACGAAGAAAUAAGAAGAAUUUGGAAAAACAUGAGCAAUUCUGAAAAAUCUCCAUUUCAGCUCGAAGCCAAUCGAUUGAAAACGGAGUAUGAUAAGAAAUAUCCUGAUUUCAAAUACCAACCAUGGCUUAAACGUCAACAAAACUUGAAUGAAGAAACAGUGGAGGAACAAAUUGAAUACUCUCCUGAAGAUAAUGUAUUGGAAGAUGCAAUUUCUUUAUCAACUGAAGCUGAUUCGGAAAGAAGCGACACCCAGUCAUCAUCAACUUCCCCUACCUAUUCGUUAGAAUGUUCUUUUUCAAAUCUAGGCCUUGACGAUGACGAACUCGAACACCUCGAAAACAUUGAACCAACAAUCAAGGUGCAAAAUGACUUUCCUUGGUUGGAAGUCUUCAGAAGUAUUAUUUAA
This is a messenger RNA of Caenorhabditis remanei, 954 nucleotides long. RefSeq lists its product as uncharacterized. Lineage: Eukaryota; Metazoa; Nematoda; Chromadorea; Rhabditida; Rhabditidae. The record is from RefSeq and is a predicted model, not a curated record. The transcript is spliced from 2 exons. Gene Ontology annotation, biological process: anatomical structure morphogenesis; regulation of DNA-templated transcription; cell differentiation. The coding region runs from base 1 to 954 and encodes 317 amino acids. Gene Ontology annotation, molecular function: DNA-binding transcription factor activity, RNA polymerase II-specific; RNA polymerase II cis-regulatory region sequence-specific DNA binding.